GUGUUUCUGAGGCUAUGGCCUUCUCGCGUGCAAGUCUUGGUUAGCGUGGGAGCACAGCUCGCCACGUGCUUGCAGUUUCAAAAUCGGCGUUCCGCGUGAGCUUCGACGAACGCCAUGCCGAGAAAGAAAAUUCAGAAGAUUCCCUGCAGUUCAUUUUACCGCAGAAGAGAUCCGCAAACGCUCAACGACAUUCUAAACCAGAUUGACGCUGGGGAAGAUGUACCGUCUACGGUGGCCAUUCUUCCGCCCGAAAAUCACGCGGCGGCAGUGACAGAUGAAGAAAGCGGUGAUGAAGAAUGCACCAGCAUGGACCAUCUGCCGGGGAGCACUCUUCGUGCUGAAGUUCUGGACACUUGUUCAGAGUCAAGUGAGGACGAGAACGACCAGGAGCCACCAGCUAAGCAACAGAAACGACGUGUCAAGUGGGAUAAACGCGAUUUGAACGCGAGUUUCCCAACUCGCCACUCGUGUGAUUCAGACUCCGCUGAAGGAGCACCGCUAACUCCAGUAGAGGCAUUUGAAAAAUUUUUCGAUGAUGAAGUCAUCAACCUGCUUGUUGCAAACACCAACACCUAUGCACAACAGAAGAAUCGGUUGUUGAACGUGAACGCAGGUGAGAUGAGAUGUUUUCUCGGCAUUCUGCUUCUCAGUGGCUAUGUGCCGGUUCCAAGGCGUCGCAUGUUGUGGGAAAACUCACGUGAUUCUCAUAAUGAACUCGUCGCGAACUCUAUGAGGCGGGACCGAUUUGAAGCCAUUUUCACCAACCUACAUGUGGCUGACAACAACAACCUAGUACAAGAAGACAAAUUCACAAAACUGCGACCACUGUUUAGGCUCUUGAAUGAACGGUUUCUGUAG
Molecule: messenger RNA, 858 nt
Organism: Dermacentor andersoni
Lineage: Eukaryota; Metazoa; Arthropoda; Arachnida; Ixodida; Ixodidae
Source: RefSeq, a predicted model, not a curated record